This is a messenger RNA of Emiliania huxleyi CCMP1516, 1260 nucleotides long. RefSeq lists its product as hypothetical. The record is from RefSeq and is a predicted model, not a curated record. Gene Ontology annotation, biological process: ammonium transmembrane transport. Gene Ontology annotation, molecular function: ammonium channel activity. The transcript has a single exon. NCBI's taxonomy places the organism in Eukaryota, Haptophyta, Isochrysidales, Noelaerhabdaceae. Gene Ontology annotation, cellular component: plasma membrane. The annotation marks the transcript as partial.
AUGGAGUCGUGCGACAGCGCCUGCGAGGGCAUCGAAGACUCGGACACCGGUUUCAUGGUCAUGGCGACCACGUUUGUGAUGCUACAGACGCCGGCGCUCGGGUUGUGCCAGGCCGGCCUGAUCCGGCGCAAGAAUGCGCUGUCGAUGCUCAUGCAAGUGCUUACCGGCUUUGUGAUUGGGUCCAUGCUCUGGUUCAGCAUCGGGUUCUCCCUCGUCUUUGGCCCCUCGGCCGGCGCACUGGGCCUCAUUGGCACGCUCCGGCACGUUGGCUUUGCGGGCCUCUCAACAGAGUGCUGCUACCCACUCGCGACGACCAUCCCCAGCUACCUCUUCGCGUCCUUCCAGAUGAUGUUCGCUGUCAUGACGCCGGUCAUUGUCACGGGCGCGUGGGCCGAGCGGAUGGACUUCAACGCCUUUCUCGUUUUUGCAGCUGCGUGGCCCUUCCUAGUCUACUACCCUCUUGCGCAUUGGGUGUGGAACCCGGCGGGCUGGCUCGCGGUGCACGGCGCUGUGGACUUUGCUGGCGGCAUCACCAUUCAUACGGCCACCGGGACGGCAGCUCUCGCCGUCUCCCUCGUACUGCAAGGGCGCUCCAAGGACACGGGAGAGCACAGCGAGCAGGCGGGCGGGCGGCACAACAUUCCUCUCGCUGUUCUCGGCGGGGUGCUGAUUUGGGGCGGUUGGUACUCCUUCAACGGCGGAUCCGCCUACAAGGCCAACGGACAGACCGCACUCGCGGUCCUCAACACGCACAUGGCCGCGUGCGCCUCCAGCUGCGCGUGGCUCGCUCUCGCUUUUGCCCGCGAUCGCCACUGGCACCUCACCGAAAUCAUGAAUGGCGCGUUUGCGGGGCUGGCGGCGGUCACGCCGGGUAGCGGCUUCAUGUCUCCCCGCGCGGCCUGCCUCGUUGGGCUAGCUGGCGGGUGCGUGUCGUACGGUUGGUGCGCGCACAUCAAGCCGCGGCUUGGAAUCGACGACGCACUCGAUGUGUGCGCCCUGCAGGGCAUGCCUGGCAUCGUGGGCUCGCUCGCGGUGGGACUGGUCGCCGCGCCGCCGUAUGCGCCGCACGUGGGACUAUUGCACGGUGGGGGCGGGGCGUUGCUGUCGGCACAGGCAGUUGCUCUCGCUUGUGCCGUCUCGUGGGCCUUUGGCUGGACGUGGCUGCUCAUGCACGUCAUGCGCCGCACAGUCGGCAUCGACACCACGGUGGACGAGGAGGAGCAGGGGCUUGAUAUUGUGCAGAUUGGCGAGCAGGCUUAC